Molecule: messenger RNA, 2403 nt
Organism: Salvelinus namaycush (lake trout)
Lineage: Eukaryota; Metazoa; Chordata; Actinopteri; Salmoniformes; Salmonidae
Product: protocadherin beta-16-like
Exons: 2
Coding region: 1-2403 (800 amino acids)
Biological process (GO): homophilic cell-cell adhesion
Cellular component (GO): plasma membrane
Molecular function (GO): calcium ion binding
Source: RefSeq, a predicted model, not a curated record
AUGUCGGACAGAACAAUGAUACGGCAAGUACUGUUGUUUAUCUCGGUCCUCUCUCUCAGUUCAGUGCACGGGCAGGUCAGUUACUCCAUUCCGGAGGAAAUGGCGAAAGGCUCUUUAGUCGGUAACAUAGCGCAGGAUUUGGGUUUACAUGUCAAAAGACUGAAAUCAGGUAAAGCUCGUAUUUAUACAGGAGACAGCGCAGAAUACAUCGAGCUGAAUAAAGAAAGGGGAGUUCUCCUUAUCAGAGAGAAAAUAGACCGUGAAGCUCUCUGCGGACAGACGACGCCUUGCGCCCUUGAUUUUCAAAUGAUUUUAGAGAAUCCAAUGGAAUUAUAUACAAUAACGAUUGAGAUCACAGAUAUAAACGAUAACUCUCCCAGUUUUGGAAAAAAUGAAAUGAAAUUUGAGAUUAGUGAAAUUGCAGGUACCGGAGCCAGAUUUAUGCUGGAGAGGGCAGUGGAUUCGGAUGUUGGUGUUAACGGUCUUCAAACCUACGCCCUUAAACCCACGGAUCACUUUAAAUUACAACUGAAAAACCAGCCAGAUGGUAGUAAAAAGGUAGAGAUGGUUUUACAGAAGCCAAUAGAUCGAGAGGAACAAGAGAAUAUUGAAUUAGUGCUAACAGCAAUGGACGGAGGCGAGCCACAGAUGACUGGGACGCUGCAAAUCCGUGUCACAGUGCAAGACGCGAAUGACAAUGCUCCGGUUUUUACCCAGGAGAUUUACAAAGCCACUGUUGUUGAGAAUACUCCUAAAGGAGCCGUGUUAACUACGGUCAGCGCAUCUGAUGCGGACAAGUGGUCUAAUAGUCUUGUUACCUACUCUACGUCAAGUGGCACCGCUGGUGUAUCGGAUUUGUUUGAGUUAGACCGUGACAGCGGCAAAUUGAAAUUGAUUGGUCAUAUAGAUUAUGAAAAACAAAAACAUUAUCAAAUAUUUAUUGAGGCAAAAGAUCAGGGAGGUCUGUCAGACUCGAGUCAAAUAAUCAUAGAUGUUAGUGACAUGAAUGAUAAUAGUCCUGUUAUCAAUUUGAUUUCCAAAUCAAGUUCAAUACCAGAGGAUUCCCGUCCGAACACAGUAAUAGCUAUGAUGAGCGUGAACGACCCUGAUUCAGAAAGUAAUGGUAAAGUUCACUGUGGCAUAAAUGAGAACGUCCCAUUCACUAUUAAAUCAACAUCUAACGCCUUUUACAGUCUAGUAACUGAUAGUGACUUGGACCGAGAGAGAGACUCUGAGUAUAAUAUCAGUGUGACGUGCUCUGAUGAGGGCGUGCCCUCGCUCUCCAGCAGCGUCACUCUCACCUUACAGAUAUCAGAUGUGAAUGACAACGCGCCUGUCUUUGAGAGGAGCUCAUAUGAGGACUACAUUAUAGAAAACAACACACCGGGCCUCUCUAUAUUCACAGUGAAAGCCAGAGACGCUGACUGGAACCAGAAUGCCCGUGUUUCUUACAUACUGGAGGAUUCCUCGGUUAACGGAGUGCCCGUCUCCUCAUAUGUGUCCGUUAGUGCUGAUAGCGGAGUCAUCCAUGCAGUGCGCUCUUUUGACUACGAGCAGAUCAAGGAUUUCCAGUUCCGCGUAAAAGCGCAGGAUGGAGGCUCCCCUCCUCUCAGUAGCAAUGUUUCUGUGAAAAUAAUGAUCCAGGACCAGAACGACAACGCGCCUCAGGUUCUGUACCCAGUCCAGACUAGCAGCUCUCUGGUGGCUGAAAUGGUGCCUCGUUCAGCAGAUGUUGGCUAUCUUGUUACUAAAGUGGUGGCUGUUGAUGUGGACUCUGGACAGAAUGCCUGGCUCUCGUAUAAACUGCAGAAAGCGACAGACAGAGCGCUGUUUGAAGUGGGAUUACAGAAUGGAGAAAUAAGAACUAUACGCCAAGUCAAUGAUAAAGAUGCUGUGAAACAAAGGCUCACUGUUGUAGUGGAGGACAACGGGCAGCCCUCUCGUUCAACUACAGUCAAUGUUAACGUGGCGGUGGCGGACAGCUUCCCUGAAGUGCUCUCAGAGUUCACUGACUUUACGCACGACAAGGAGUACAAUGACAACCUGACUUUUUACUUAGUCUUGGCUUUGGCUGUAGUCUCUUUUUUCUUUAUUGUGUCCAUCAUAGCCAUCCUGUCAGUGAAAUGCUACAGAUGGAGACGUGAGCGCAUGUUUUACAAAUCCAACGGGAAUCUCCCAGUUAUUCCGUAUUACCCGCCCCUUUACGCUGACGUAGGUGGCACUGGGACACUGCGACACGUAUAUAAUUACGAGGUAUGUGGAACUACUGACUCCAGAAAGAGUGACAUGAAAUACGUCAGACCUUGCAGUCAGAGCAUCAUUAGUCUGGACGGAACACAGACUCUCCCCCACGCGCAGAGGGACAAUCUGAUCAAUGAUAAUGGGGAUAACCAGCUGGCAUGA